This is a messenger RNA of Abrus precatorius (Indian licorice), 1132 nucleotides long. RefSeq lists its product as uncharacterized. Bases 118 to 993 code for a protein of 291 amino acids. The record is from RefSeq and is a predicted model, not a curated record. The transcript is spliced from 5 exons. Lineage: Eukaryota; Viridiplantae; Streptophyta; Magnoliopsida; Fabales; Fabaceae.
AAAAUGGAACUCGAUCAACUUCACUUCGAUUGCGAGUUCCCAAAUCUGAAUCUCACACCGAAACCCUAGAAAAUACAUUUACCCCUUCGCACAAUCACAAACCCUAAAUUUCCGAAAAUGUCCUCGCCGAUAACCUACCCUGUGGUGGUCGACGACAAGGACCUCGACGACGCCGCAUUGUGGGCCAUGAUCGAUUCAGCCUCUGCCUCUCUUUCCUCAUCGAAGAGCAAAUCCCUCACUAACGUCAAGUAUUCCAACCGCCAAUCCCCUUCUUCGAUCUCGAAACCCUCGCCGCCGGCGCCGAAGUGCCGGAAGACCCUCCGUGACUCCGGCGAUAGCGGCGAAGUGGUAUACGACCCGUGGCCCUACCGUCCACCGAGGAAGGUGGCAAGAACAUGUCCUUCGGAAGAAAGUAGCCCUCUUGCUUUGGUCAGAAACGUGCAGAGGAUGCCGCCGGCGAAGGUUUAUUCGCCGCCGGAGAUGAAGCAGUUGCCGGACGUGCAGGAGCUGAGCUGUUACACGGAGGUUUCGCCGCGGUGUUUCGGGAAGAACGAGGAGGAGAAGGAGCACAGCGUGAGGCAUAGCUUGUUUGGAAUGUUUCCUUCUGUUUCGUUGUUUAAGGAGUACCAGAAUGCAGCUAUGGCGAUUUUGGAGAAAACUGAUUACACUUUGAUUUCGGGGAGUCCUUACAUUAAGAAGUCAGGUUGGAGAAAGAUAUCUUGUUACUUCAAUAUUUCUUAUGAGAUCAGAGACAAGAAUAUUGAGUUUGAUGAGAAUCGCAAUGUUCAGCGUGCUGAGUUUGUGAUUCGAGCAUACAUGCAGGGUGGUAGGUUCUCAGAUGGUUGGGGCUCUUGUGAGCGACGCGAAAAGAGAUUUCAGAAACCAAAUCAUGAUAUUCCAAGCACAGCGGAAACUAGAGCCAAAAAUAAAGCUUGUCAAGACCUGCUAGGAAUCGGGGAAUAUCGACCCGGUGCAACAAGUCAAUUUCAUUGAUGUUGUAAAUGUUUUUGUAAUGAUUUAACAUGCCCAAAUAUUUGUUUAGGGGUUAAAUGAACAGAACAUUUUUUUUAAAUGUAUCUUAUUGAUGAAUAAUUUUGUAAAUGCCAUUUAGCACGUAUUUGGUGCUCAAAGC